This is a messenger RNA of Dipodomys spectabilis (banner-tailed kangaroo rat), 2487 nucleotides long. RefSeq names its product family with sequence similarity 43 member B (gene Fam43b). The record is from RefSeq and is a predicted model, not a curated record. NCBI's taxonomy places the organism in Eukaryota, Metazoa, Chordata, Mammalia, Rodentia, Heteromyidae. The transcript has a single exon. The coding region runs from base 504 to 1535 and encodes 343 amino acids.
CGCCCGGAGGAGUCCCCGCCGCAGCCCAGCUCUCGGUCUACCCCGCCGAGCAGCCGCCAGCUCGGGCUCGGGCCACCUCCCAGCCGCAGCCGCAGUCGGGGCGGCGCGGGAGGGGGGCGGGGAAGGGACCGUGGGAAUCGACCCCUUAUUUGGAUCUGGGGCGGGGGCAUCCACCACCUCUGACCCCACCAACCGCCAGCCCCUCGUCGCUUCCCAAGACGGUGGGAGCCGCUCUCGAGGAGGACGCGCGGUUCCCGGCCACCGCCGGGCAUCUCGGCGGCCAGUCAGGCUGGACACCGGGCACCUGCGACGCUUAGCCCCGCCGUGCCCCUGGGCAUCCGGAGCAGCGACUGUCUCCGGCGCCACCCAGCUUCCCGCGGCUGCGGGGCGGAGGGUGGGGGUGGGGGGCUCUGCCAGCUUUCCCCCUUCCCCGGCCCCCGGCCGGGACACCCCGUGAGCGCCCCGAGACCCCCCGCCCCACGCCAGCCGCUGUGGCCGCCGCGAUGCUGCCCUGGAGACGGAAUAAAUUCGUGCUGGUGGAGGACGAGGCCAAGUGCAAGACGAAGAGCCUGAGCCCCGGGCUGGCCUACACGUCGCUGCUCUCCAGCUUCCUGCGCUCCUGCCCGGACCUGCUGCCCGACUGGCCGCUGGAGCGCCUGGGCCGCGUCUUCCGCAGCCGGCGCCAGAAAGUGGAGCUCAACAAGGAGGACCCCACCUACACCGUGUGGUACCUGGGCAACGCCGUCACCCUGCACGCCAAGGGCGACGGCUGCACCGACGACGCCGUGGGCAAGAUCUGGGCGCGCUGCGGGCCGGGCGGGGGCACGAAGAUGAAGCUGACGCUGGGGCCGCACGGGAUCCGCAUGCAGCCGUGCGAGCGCGGCGUCUCGGGGGGCUCGGGGGGCCGCAGGCCCACGCACGCCUACCUGCUGCCCCGCAUCACCCACUGCGCGGCGGACGCGCGCCACCCGCGCGUCUUCGCCUGGGUCUACCGCCACCAGGCGCGCCACAAGGCCGUGGUGCUGCGCUGCCACGCCGUGCUGCUGGCGCGGGCGCACAAGGCGCGCUCCCUGGCCCGCCGACUCCGCCAGGCCGCGCUGGCGGCCUUCAGCGACUUCAAGCGGCUGCAGCGCCAGAGCGACGCGCGCCACGUGCGCCAGCAGCACCUCCGCGCCGGGGGCGCCGCCGCCCCGCUGCCCCGCGCCCCGCUGCGCCGCCUGCUCAACGCCAAGUGCGCCUACCGGCCGCCGCCCGCCGAGCGCGGCCGCGGCGCGCCCCGCCUCAGCAGCAUCCAGGAGGAGGACGAGGAGGAGGAGCCCGAGGAAGAGGACGACGACGACGGCGGCGAGGAGCAGGACCCCCACGCCGAGGAGCGCCCGGGCGCAGCCCCCCAGCGCGAACGGCCCGAGGUGCUCAGCCUGGCCCGCGAGCUGAGGACGUGCAGCCUGCGGGGCGCCCCGGCGCCCCUGCCGCCCGCGCAGCCCCGCCGCUGGAAGGCCGGCGGCGCCAGGGAGCGGGCGGGCCAGGCGCGCUGAGAGUCCCCGGACCCCGCGGCCCCCCCAGCGGCCCUCCGGACUCACAGCCUCCAGCCCAGUCCUGCCUGCUUUGGCUCCUCCUGGUCUCUGAUCCUGCCUCCCUCCGUGUCCUCCGUGGUGGUCGCCUCGCCCCUGGCUCAGGUGGAUACCUGGAAUGUUCUUGAUUACUAAGGUGGAUUGGGGGAGGGGUCGUCUCUCCCCACAUCUAGAGUUCCCUGGGUCCUCCCUUUGUGGAAAUAUCCCCCUUGCUUUACACCAAGGCCUUUUGCUCACGGACCUCCCCUCUCUCCUGGAAACAUCCUUCCCGGAGAAGGGGAAGCAAGCGGAGUUUCCAGAAACUCCAGGGUGAGUUGGGACCCCGCGGGAGGCAUGGCAGAGGCAGUGGCCCUGCCCUGGGUCCCUCUGGUCUUCUUCCUUGAAGAAGAAUUGCCAGAGGGAAAGGAUGGAGAGACAGACUGGGGAGAACCGAGGCCAGGCCCAAAGUGGGCACUACACCUGGGGCCCAAAACACGCAGGGAAGAACCGUCACCCUCUUGUCUCCACUCUCUGGAGACUAGGAUGGUCCCACCUCCUAGGGUUGGGCCUGGUAAGAUCUCUGCACCAGGCAGCUGCCCAAGCCUUUGCCUUGGUAUUCACCACGAUUUCCCACCCUACCCACUCUGCAGUAAUAUAAGUGACACCCACAAUCAGUGCCCAACAAGCAGGACCAAGAUGGGACCUCCAAAGGAGGUAAGGAGAUCCUUCGAUAGAUCUUAGGGACAGAGAUGCCCCAAGCCAAAGAUCUCGGAGCAGAUAGGUCGCUCAUAGGCAGAAGGAGGAGGAGGGUGUAUUCACCCAACAGAGGGGGUGGGCCCUGUUCAGGUGUCCCCACAAGGCCACAAAAAGCCCAAAGAUUUGUGUGUCACCAACUGAUCAUUGUAAAUAAAGUGGACCUGCUUUUUCAGCCCUGUCA